Molecule: messenger RNA, 1638 nt
Organism: Bursaphelenchus okinawaensis
Lineage: Eukaryota; Metazoa; Nematoda; Chromadorea; Rhabditida; Aphelenchoididae
Source: the annotation of a GenBank genome assembly
AUGGAUUGGAACCAAGCUUCUUUCACGGUAGAUCGCUUCAUACGGGUUUGUGAUGAGAAUUUGGCUGAAUUGAGACAGAAACAUUCAGUUAUACAGAAGGUAACUUUUUCUUCUUGGUCGGGCGGGUGAUUUUGAUUUUUUUUAAAUUUUUGGCCUGUGGUAGGCUUGAAAGGGGGCCUACUAGGCGUGGCCUAAACUCCGGUCAUCGAUGCUUCGGCCCGAGCCCGGAUUGUACGUACUCGGGCCAAAGCAUAGUUCAAAAGAGUGUAAACAGACCGGCACACGCCGACCCGAGGGUCAAGGCUUAAACUAACUUUUGUAAAACCCAGCGUUUUACAGGCCUAGUUCUACUUUACUUAUACUUAUGUUUCAGUCAGAACGAGAAAGAGAUUACGAACGUGCCACGACAGAAAAAGAGGACGUCAAAAAGCUUAUCAAUCAAAUACAGACAGCAUUACAAGAGGUACGAUAUUUAUCCACACACUUUUACAUUUCUUUUUUGAUGAGUUAGCUUCAAAUCACAGCUUAUACUUAACGAGUUAAGGAAAAACACUUUAUUAUGGUUACUAUAGUUAUCUUUACAGUUAACAUAUAGUUACUUUUUUAGUUAUUAUAUCUACUUUUUUAGCUACUAUCCCUUCGAUCACAACUAGAUCCAUCAGUUCGAGAACGAUUCGACGCUAGAAUCGAAGGAACUCGGAACAGAAUCACUCAAGCCAUAACUUUAAUCUUGCCAAAACUUGGAGGUCAAGCUGAUAAAGCCUCAACGAAUCCAUUUGACGAUGAUGAACCUACUGGAGUACCAUUGGGAUCUAGUGGUACUAAAAAUGAGAGUUCAAAAGGUAAUGGUUUAGAUAAAAAGAUGAUAUCUAACCCUAUCCUUACCCUUGUCUUUACCCUCACUUCUACCCAACCUUUAAAUUUGCCUUACUGUAAUUCUGCCUUACCGUAAUCCUACUUUAUCACAACCCUUUUUCUUUGUCAUUCUAUCUUAAACAUAAUAUUUUAGACAAAGACACUCCAUUCAAGCCAACCGGCCCAUCAAAUCCCUUCGAUACAAACCUAUUCGACGAUUGUUUUGAUGAUGAACAACUGAAUAGAGCCGCUUCUGAAUACGAAGCACAACUACAGGUUGAAGCCGAGCGGUCGUAUAAAGAAAAAAGACUUCAGGAUCUAAAAUUGAAGGCAGAACAAGCAAGAGCUGAUGCUGAAGCCACUAAAAAGCUGAAUAAUGUAGGGAGUUCUUACCUUACUUUUAUUCUAUCUUUAAAUCACUCUCUCUUCUCUUAACUAAUCUUAUCUUCUUUUCAGGACAUUGAAGACCUAAACCAAAUAAUGGUAGACCUAGCCCAACUUGUUCAUGGUCAAAACGAAAUGGUCGAUUCCAUCGAAGAUCAAGUUGAACGUACCGUCCACGACGUCAAUACCGGCCAUAGAGAGUUGAAGAAAGCGGUGCGGACAAAGCAAGCUAGAGUACCAUUCUAUGCGGCUGCCGUUGGAUCUUUGGCAGCCGGAGGACCAGUGGCAGUGGCAGCCGGCUCAAUGGUGGCCGGAGCGGCCGCUGCUGUUGGAGGAGCGAUCGCUGGACUAUAUGGUGGAAGAAUGAUUAAGAAGAAGGUUGCUGAUGAGAAUUCUUAA